Messenger RNA from Acanthochromis polyacanthus (spiny chromis), 2224 nucleotides. Its product is annotated as cytochrome P450 2F2-like. Gene Ontology annotation, biological process: xenobiotic metabolic process. Gene Ontology annotation, molecular function: heme binding; iron ion binding; oxidoreductase activity, acting on paired donors, with incorporation or reduction of molecular oxygen, reduced flavin or flavoprotein as one donor, and incorporation of one atom of oxygen. The record is from RefSeq and is a predicted model, not a curated record. The coding region runs from base 44 to 1504 and encodes 486 amino acids. NCBI's taxonomy places the organism in Eukaryota, Metazoa, Chordata, Actinopteri, Pomacentridae. Gene Ontology annotation, cellular component: intracellular membrane-bounded organelle; cytoplasm. The transcript is spliced from 11 exons.
GUUAAUCACUCACUCUCUUCAGCUCAGUCCAAUCCUUGCGACCAUGUUUCUUUCACUUGUCCUGCUGGGGCUAUGCAUUUGUGUCAUCAUCCUUCAACUGAGGCCCACGAGGCCCAAGAACUUUCCACCGGGACCUCCUGCCCUGCCCAUCCUUGGGAACAUUUUGCACCUAAACCUGCAGAACCCCUUGGAGGACUUUGAGAAACUGAGGAAGUCUUACGGAAAUGUCUACAGUCUGUUCCUCGGUCCUAAACCAAACGUAGUCAUCAAUGGGGUGAAGGCCAUGAAGGAGGCUAUGAUGAUCAAGGCUGCUGAAUUUGCUGGACGACCUCAAGACACGUUUGUUAAUGAUGUCUUCGGGGGUAAAGGAGUGAUUCUAGCAGAUUAUGGCACUAGCUGGAGGGAGCAUCGUCGCUUUGCUCUGAUGACUUUGAGGAACUUUGGUCUGGGGAAGAAAUCAAUGGAGGACAGAAUUCACGAUGAGAUUCAACACACCAUUAAAACACUGGAUAAAAACAUUGGCAGAACUCUUUCUCCUCAAGUUAUGUUUCAUAAUGCGUCCUCCAACAUCAUCUGCCAAGUUCUUUUUGGUACACGCUAUGAGUAUGAUGAUGAGUUCAUCACAACAGUUGUUCAGUGUGUCACAGAGAUUACGAAGAUCACCAAUGGACCAUGGGCGAUGCUGUAUGACACUCUUCCCUUUAUUCGUAACCUGCCACUGCCCUUCAACAAGGCCUUCAAGGAUAUAAAGCGUUGUUCUGUCCUUGCACGUCGUUUGUUGAACGAGCACAAGAAGACCAGAGUCCCUGGAGAGCCUCGAGACUUUCUUGACUGCUACCUGGAUGAACUGGAAAAGAAAGCAGAGGAUUCUACAUUUUCAGAGGACAAACUCAUAUUUACGGCUCUAGAUCUUCAGCUUGCUGGGACCGAUACGACCUCCAACACUCUGCUUUCGGCUUUUCUUUACCUUAUGAACCACCCACACAUACAAGAGCGAUGCCAGCAGGAAAUAGACCGGGUGUUGGAAGGGAAGGAUCAGGCCUGUUUUGACGACAGACUCCAGAUGCCCUAUGUGCAGGCUGUGACCCAUGAGGUACAGAGGAUUGCCAACAUUGCUCCACUCAGCGCCUUCCAUUGUACGACUAAAGACACAGAACUCAUGGGAUAUUCCAUUCCCAGGGGUACAAUGAUCAUCCAGAACCUCAGCUCAGUGCUGAAUGAGGAGGGACAGUGGAAAUACCCUCAUGAAUUCAACCCUGAAAACUUCCUCAAUGACCAGGGAGAGUUUGUCAAACCAGAUGCCUUCAUGCCUUUCUCUACAGGUCCUCGGGUGUGUCUCGGAGAGGGUCUGGCUCGUAUGGAGCUCUUCCUCAUCAUGGUGACUCUGCUGAGGAAGUUCAAGUUCAUCUGGCCUGAGGAUGCAGGAGAACCAGACUACACUCCAAUCUUUGGGGCCACUAUGACUCCCAAACCUUAUCCCAUGAAGGUCCAACACAGGCUUUGAAGUGCACUAAACUGAGUGAAAGGUGCAAUAAAAGUAAAGUUUUGCGAAUUGAUGUACCUUGUUUUUGUUGGGAAAAAAACCCAACUGAUUAUUAAACAAUGAAAAUAUCACACAUAGAAUAUACAGUGGCAAAGGGCUCAUUUGCUACAGUGUCAAUGAACACAAUGCAAACUUUAUAGCAUAGCGUGAAUUAAAAGAGACUGAACAUGAAACCAUUGAAGCUUCGCUGGCACUAUUUGAUUGACUGACAUGGCUCAAGUGUCCCAAAUGAAUGUAAUGUGAAGAAAUGUGACUUCUGCAGGUGUUUUAAAGGCAUGUUGUCACCAAAGUAAUCACCAGAUCAUUCAUCCAGCCAUUAAGUUCUUCACUCAUAUCAAUCAUUUAUCAGAUCCACUGAAACUGUUUAAACAGAGAUGUGUUCGAUUUUAAUCCUUGAACUACUGUUAUAACUGUGACGUCCUAUUCCAUAGGGGGAAUGAACCCAAAGCUUAAAAUUAUAUUUCAUCAACAUCAAUUUAUCCUACAUGUCUCAUCAAAAAAAACACCAAAAUUAAAACUCAUGUUGUACCCGGAAUCUGUAAAAGGCAAAUAAAUAAAUAAAUUUAAUUUUAAAACAAUUCCAAGAGACUACCUCAUGAAGCUGAUUGAAAGAAUGCCAAGAGUGUGCAAAGAUGUCAUUAGAGCAACGGAAGUACUUUAAAGAAUAAAAAAUAUAAAGCA